GCGCGUGAGCGCCACUGGCAGCACACAGGCGCGAGAUAAAGAUGGCGGCGACGGUGGGGGAAACGGCGUGAUAUGCUGGAGUAGUGGCACUGAACCUGAGUAAAACCACUGUAUGACAAACCAUAGCAAAAUGGAGGCCAUGUCACAGUAGGUGUUUACUGGUAAUACCAAGUACUACAAACUCACCUUACCCCCUCUACCCCCCGAGAGAACAUUCAUUUUGUGAUUGUGGAGAAAUCUCACCGGGAGCAUGGCUUCGCAAAGUAACCAGUACAUCUUUGGGGAGUUCAGCCCAGACGAGUUCAAUCAGUUCUUUGUGACUCCCCGAUGUUAUGUUGAGCUUCCCCCGUUCAAUGAUAAAGUCACCUGCGUCAGCCAUUCCUCAGGAGGUUACUGCACUCCUGCUGUGCCUUACAUAACGGAAUCAUUGAGACGGCAGGUUUGCGGAGAGGACUACCAGCAUAUUGAGUUUGGUGUGGAUGAGGUAAUGAAUGCAGAGCCUGUUGCAGUGAAAGACUCGCUGUACAAAGUCUCUAGCACUCUUAAUCCUCAGGCCCCUGAGUUCAUCUUGGGCUGUCAGCCAUCUCAGAAGGCCCUUGCCACAGCCUCCCCUGUUGCUGAUAUCCCGGAUGGUGCCGAGUUCAACUCCCUAUGCUGCAGCAACUCCGAGACCUCAGACAUGGGCAGCCAUCAAGCCUGCUUGGACAUGGAUGGGGUUGCGGGUGGCUUGGGACAACGGAAGAAAAAGAAAAAACGACCGCCGGGAUACUACAACUACCUGGAGGGUUCAAACAGCACUGGUGUGACCACAGAUGGAGUGGGGCCCUCAAGCCUGGUCAACGGACAUUCACCAAAUGCUCCCCUGCUGGGUUCAGAGGACUUUGUUGGGGACGUUCUACCUGGGGAAGAGCUUAUCCCCCCAAAUUCUAUAACAUCUGCACCCCAAACCACCCCACUUUCCAAUCAGAGGACUUGUGAAAGCCCUGACAAUUCAUUGGACUUGACGAGUGGAGCUGCCUCUUUGUUAGACAGAAAUGGUGCAGCUUCUUUGUCUACUUCAUCUUCAUCCUCUCAGAGCAGCGGGGUAGCACAGAGUGCCAGGACUGCAGAGCAACAUGCAGAACCCCCUGCUUUAGAGAGCCCAGUACUGCUGGAUAACGGAAGGCACAGCUCUUCUCCACCUUCCCCUCUUCCCUGUGCUGCUCUGGCCACCCCUACAACCACAAUUCCUGCUACUACUGAUGAGAGGGAGGCCGAGGGCUUGGGGGAGGCUAACGGACUUCCAGAGACUCCCUCGACUCCUGGAGCUGUGGAUGGACUCCAGGACUCCUCUGAAACGAGUGAGGUGCAGUCUGCUUCCUCUCUAACCCCUCUCUUAUUAGACUCUGAAGUUCAGCCGGUAGUCUCGCCUGUUGUCCCUGCAGCACCUGCGGUCACCCCCCCGAAAUCCUGGGCCAGCCUCUUCCACAACUCCAAGCCUCUACCUGGAGGUCCUCAGGCAUAUGUUGAGGUGAAGAGUGUGCCUGCUGUUGUCACAUUCACACCGACUGCCUCUGAGUUGCCUGAAAAGGUCAGUGAGGUGCGUGAAGGCCCUGUCCCUGUGUCUGAAGACCCUAUGGCCCCAAAAUUGGCAGAGUUAAUUGAGAAUGUGAAGUUGAUACACAAACCUGUGUCUUUGCAACCAAGAGGACUGAUAAACAAGGGAAACUGGUGCUAUAUCAAUGCUACCCUACAGGCUCUGAUUGCAUGUCCCCCCAUGUAUCAUCUGAUGAAGUCCAUCCCCCUUUUCAGCGAGACUCAGAGACCCUGCACAUCCACACCCAUGAUGGAUAACUUUAUUCGGCUUGUGAAUGAGUUCAGCAACAUGCCUGUCCCUUCAAAGGCUAAACAGCAAGCUGCUGGAGAGAAGAUCUUGAAAGACCUUCGAGUGGGAGCUCCUUUUGAACCCACAUACGUCUAUAAACUCCUCACCCUCAUCAAAUCAAGCCUGUCGGAGAAGGGUCGCCAGGAAGAUGCAGAGGAGUACCUUGGUUUCAUUUUAAACGGACUGCAUGAGGAAAUGCUGGCACUGAAGAAGCUUAUCUCUCCACAGGAAGAAAAAGCCCCCACACCAAAUGGGCCCGAGUCUCAGUCUGGUGUGGAGGAAGACCCUGCUGAGAAGGAGGAAGGUAGUGAUGAUGAGUGGGAACAGGUUGGACCCAGAAACAAAACCUCUAUCACCCGGCAGGCAGAUUUCAUCCGCACUCCCAUCACCGACAUAUUUGGUGGCCAUAUCAGAUCUGUGGUGUACCAGCAGAGCUCAAAAGAGUCAGCCACCUUGCAGCCGUUUUUCACGCUGCAGCUAGACAUCCAGUCAGAGAAGAUCCGCACGGUCCAGGAGGCUCUGGAGGUACUGGUGGCGCGGGAGUCCGUUCAGGGCUACACCACUAAGAGCAAGCAAGAGAUUGAGAUCAGCCGAAGAGUGACUCUUGAAGAGCUUCCUCCGGUGCUGGUUCUUCACCUCAAGAGAUUUGUCUUUGAGAAGACUGGUGGAUGUCAGAAACUGAUCAAGACCAUUGAUUACCCUGUUGAUCUGGAGAUCAGCAAAGAUCUCUUGUCACCGGGCGUGAGAGGCAAAACUAUGAAAGGCCAAAGAACCUACAGGCUCUUUGCAGUCGUCUAUCACCAUGGGAACAGUGCCACGGGUGGCCACUACACUACAGAUGUCUUCCACAUCGGUCUGAACGGCUGGCUGCGCAUUGAUGACCAGGCGGUGAAGAUCAUCAAUCAGCAUCAGGUGGUGAAGCAGACUGCAGAGCGCACUGCCUACCUGCUGUACUACCGCCGUGUGGACCUGAUGUAGAAACCAUACUCCUACAACACAAACACGCAUACACUCACACUGACACGUUUACAUGCAGACACGCACACAAUCUCACACACACAACCACGUGUCUCGACAGGAACACUGCCCGACUUCACAAUUGCCCUUCUUCCCUUGACCCUGCUAUUCCAGAGAGCCAGCUUUUCCAAUUUUUGUUUUCUUUUUGGGAAGAGACAUCAGACGUAUCUAAAGACUUUUUCUGUAAUGGUGUUUUCCCCCUCUGCACACGGUCGAGGGGAGAAUCGUUAGCACUGCAGAACGCUCCAGUUUGGAGAGACAGACCUGAAUCACUGCAAAUGUCCACAGCCUUGUUUGACUGGCCAGAGUGUGGAUCCCUGCUGAAAGGACUCAAACCAGUUGAGGCUGAUGGACUGCUGGAGAAAAUCAUUCUUUCUUUUGAUUUUUGUUUAAUCUACUUUUUUAAAAUGGCAUAGGAAAAAAAAUAUGAAGUGUUUUGCCUUUUAGCAAAGAGGAGUUGUCGGCCUAAUUUGCAGCAGUUAAGUGGAGCCUGUUCAAUUCUUGACUAAAGCAUCAAAGUGGCCAACACCAGCAAGCUACCAAAAUAAUUUGUGUAGAUCUCAAUGUUUGGAGUUUGUCAACUCCACAAGCAAGACACUCUACUCCGCCACCACCACACAUCUCUUCCCCAUUUCUCUCAAUCCUUACGCUUGAGUCAUGGGAAAUGAAAGCGGGAGGGGGGGGGGGGGAACGAGUGCUGCAAGUGUGCUGAAUUGCAAAACGAAAAAAAAAUUGACUUCGUUUGAGACCUUCAGUGUGAUUUUUGGGUGUAGGAUUAGGCUAUCUUACAAUUUUAAUGCGCUUUAGGAUGUAAAAGAUUACAAAAGCUUUGUGCACGCUCUAUGAAACAAGUCAUUCAAAAAAAAACUAACUAAACAAGCGAGAGUGUGCAUUGUUUGCACAUUUCUUGCAGAUAUUUAAGUUUUAAAAGUAUUAAAAUCUGAAUCACCGGCGGUCACUUGAUCAGCUCCCUGGUAGGGCUUACGAUUAUUUGUUUAGGCUUUCUGUGUAAUUUUUCAUGCUGGCAGGAUACCAACGAUAUCCAAGACUCCCAUCAUGAACCAGUUUUUUUCGUCCCCUCUCACCAUCCUUCAUUAGUUCUGUUCUGUAUGUUGUAUGAAUAGUGUAUGCGCUGUGUCCGCUGACUUCCUCUCGAUGUCAGUAGAGCAGCAAGAACUGAGCCACUCCUGCCAAUUUUUCGAGAGGGAGCUGUUUUGAGAUACAUCCAGCCUGCAUCUCAUUCUGUACGUUAGCCCGCUCCGAGCAGUCAGCCUGUCAUGUACUUGUUGAGGCUCCCUGUGCAGCUCUGAGGAUGAUAUCCCAGAAUGGGGCGCAAGAAAUGUCUCUCUGCAGUUGAUUGGCUGUGUUGCCACAGGCUGAGAUCAGCUUUGAUUUGCAACCGCGCAUGCGCACAAAUCAUGUUUGGUGCGUCUGUUUCAGAGACCUUGCAUCAUCAAUAUUAUACCUGAUUGUAUUUAGUUAAUUUGUUUUUACUUCAUUCCCUAUUGGCUUUCAAUUUCUGUUCUAUUUAAAUUGAUAUUUUUGAGAAGAAUCGACCCAAGGUUAAAGCACAACAGUGAAUAAAGGUAUGUAAGUACUAUGCUUGACCUUAUUUUUCAUUUCAUUUUUUUGUUUUGCAUUUAAAGUCAGUCCCCUUACCCCUUUAAGAAAAGAAAAGUGAAAUAAAUUUGUGUAUAGUGAGCUUGCUUGGGGCCCAGGCAAGAUAUGCAAUUUGUUUUGCAGGAUCUUGGAGGAAAAUGUGACGUUAAAUAAAGUUUAGAGUACUUCAAGCGUUGUUGGUAGAUGAACGAAUCAUCACAUGAGCUAAAUAAAAGUGGUUUGGUUUUUGAGUGAUUGAAAUCUGCACACAUUCCUUGUGGGCAUGUUGCUGAAUAUAUAUACCUGCUAAUGAACUUUCAGAGAAUGUUUCAGGCUUACCACUCGCUACACAAGCGAUCAGGUGCAUUUCAGCCAAUCACAAAUGCACAGACUUGUUUCUUUUUGAAGUUGGCAGUGAACGCGUCGCUUCCAGGAACCGAUCCUUUGAGCUCUUCACACAGUCCUGCCUCUAACCACAGGUUAGGCUGGUGUGUGAACUCAUCUUUCCACUCCAGAAAUGCAGAGCAUGAAUUUCACAUCCAUCCGAACAAUCUUAUUUUAUCACACCAGUCAGAAACUUCCUUCAAAUCCGUGCUGUAUCUUGUCAUUGAAUUGACUUGGAUUCGCAAGAGGUCGAGUUUCAGCUUUCUUUUACAGUUGCCAAGUCAUGUUCCUAUUUCAAUUUGGUUUGUUUGGAUUUACAGAAGGACACAAGGAACGCUUUCCCUGUCGUGAAAACCAAAGGAUACAGAACUUAUAUAUACAGACACUGCUGCCUCUUAGAAGAUGAAAUGUACGAAUUAAGUAUUUUUUCCUUCCUCCCUCUCAACUCCCAAACUUUGAUGUCUUCAUGUGCGCCAUUCUAGAACUUGACCUGAUUUUGGUUGACAUGCUGACUCAUGAGGAGGAGCUUUUUUUGGAAAGAAAAAAACAGUUUCUGAGUGUUGGUUUAAACGCCGUCUCUUGUUUGUUUUCUCUUGUGCGUUUCAAGGGGGAGAUCUGGUUUCCAUGUAUUAGUUCAACCCUUGAGACGGUUUCUUUCUCUUCCUUCAGUAAUGUCGGUCAGGGGAAAAGUCCUGGUGUAUAGUUCAGAAGAUGUUUGUCUUUUCAGUUUGUGCUUCCUAACCCCUUGUGUCUGCUGAGAUCUUGAUGCGUUGGGAAAAAUUGAGCUAAAUACAAACUAUAUGCUGUGUCCUCAUCCUUGGCCUUCAGCCUUCUACUUUUUUUUUUUUUUGUCAACUGUUCAAAUAAAAAAUAAAUUGUGGCAGAGCUUUA
Messenger RNA from Danio aesculapii, 5755 nucleotides. It is a transcript of the gene usp10, whose product is annotated as ubiquitin specific peptidase 10. The transcript is spliced from 15 exons. NCBI's taxonomy places the organism in Eukaryota, Metazoa, Chordata, Actinopteri, Cypriniformes, Danionidae. The record is from RefSeq and is a predicted model, not a curated record. Gene Ontology annotation, molecular function: cysteine-type endopeptidase activity; cysteine-type deubiquitinase activity. Gene Ontology annotation, biological process: protein deubiquitination; DNA damage response, signal transduction by p53 class mediator; regulation of autophagy. Bases 251 to 2842 code for a protein of 863 amino acids. Gene Ontology annotation, cellular component: nucleus; cytosol.